This is a messenger RNA of Manacus vitellinus (golden-collared manakin), 8964 nucleotides long. It is a transcript of the gene ST8SIA6, whose product is annotated as ST8 alpha-N-acetyl-neuraminide alpha-2,8-sialyltransferase 6. NCBI's taxonomy places the organism in Eukaryota, Metazoa, Chordata, Aves, Passeriformes, Pipridae. The record is from RefSeq and is a predicted model, not a curated record. Gene Ontology annotation, biological process: oligosaccharide metabolic process; N-glycan processing. Gene Ontology annotation, molecular function: alpha-N-acetylneuraminate alpha-2,8-sialyltransferase activity.
AUGGCGGCGGCGCAGGGCUGCGGGCGAGGGGCGGAGCGCAGACCCUGUGGCUGCCAUGGCCGCCUCCCCCUCCCCGCAGCCUCCCUUAAAUACUAUGGGACGGCCGUAGCUGCGGUGGGUGCCGCUGCCGAGCGCACCAUGCGGGCUGUCAUCGCCUUGGCCGCGGCUGGCAGCCUGCUGCUGGGCGGCUGUCUCCUGCGCCUCGGCGGCCAGCAGCCCUUGCUUGCCAGGGGCUGGCAGGAGGAGGAGGCAGGAGUAGCUGCUGUCACGCCGAAAGUGGUGCGAGCCCUCAGAUCCCCCCUGACGCCCCUUCCUCAGACCGAGAACAGAACAACUGCUAAUAAAAAUGGAAUUUACCAGUUUGAACAGGCUUCAAAAUGUAAGGCAAUUCAGGACAACAUUUUGUCAUCAUCUAUCAAGAAGAAAAGAUAUUCGGAAGAUUAUUAUCUUCACAUAGUUACAAAACUGCAGAACUGCACCUGGAUAAGGAGACCAGAAGAAUCUACAAAAUUCAGGUCAGAAUUAGCUUCCUGCUGUGAUGCAAUUCACAAUUUUAUUGCUUCUCAAAACAACAGCCCACUGGGAAGUAACAUGAGUUAUGAAGUGGACAGUAAAAAGACCAUCCUCAUUACAGAGGACAUUUUUAAGAUGCUGCCUGUGUCCUCGCCUCUUUCAGUCUAUCCCUUCAAGACCUGUGCUGUGGUUGGAAAUGGAGGCAUUCUGAAAAAUUCCAGCUGCGGAGCUGAAAUAGAUAGUUCUGACUUUGUGUUCAGGUGUAACCUUCCUCCAACCACGGGAAGCAUUAGCAAAGAUGUUGGCAAUAAAACAAACCUCGUGACUGUUAAUCCAAGUAUCAUAGCUCAGAAAUACAACAAGCUAAAUGAAAAGAAGACAGAAUUUCUGGAAAACAUUGCCGUCUAUGGAGAUGCUUUUCUUUUAUUGCCAGCAUUUUCCUUCAGAAGCAACACAGCCACUUCUUUUAAAGUAUAUCACACUCUGAAAGAGUUCAAAGCAACCCAAAGGGCAAUAUUUUUUCAUCCCACUUAUCUGAAAAGUCUUGCCCAGUUCUGGAGAACUAAGGGUGUGAAAGCCUACCGGCUGUCAUCUGGUUUUAUGAUCACUAGUGCUGCUCUUGAGCUAUGUGAGAAUGUGAAGCUUUAUGGCUUCUGGCCUUUUUCAAAAUCCACAGAGAAGAUGCCAAUCAGCCACCACUAUUAUGACAACCAACUGCCUAAACCGGGCUUCCAUGCAAUGCCCAAAGAAUACAACCAGAUCCUUCAGCUUCAUGGCAAAGGCAUUUUGAAGUUGCAGUUUGGUAAAUGUGAAUCAGACUAAAAAGGGUGAUGAUCCUAAGGAAUACAAUUUCUGUGUAUCUCAGCAGUUCUGUGUUGGAUUUGAUCUGAUGUGAUUUUGUGAGCAUUAAACUGCAUUAUUACAAUAGAGAAAUAUUUUACACUUGGAGAGAAAAGGUGGUGAUUUUUUCACACAGUGACUGCUACAUUUAUGAAUUUUGAGUAAUCAUUUUUAAAAUACAAAGUAAUGAUUAUUUGGAAAAUUCUGAAACUCCUGGCUAUUGGUUUAAUUGUAGCAAAGCACAAUCUCAGGAUGGUGGCAACAUGUGACAUUCAUCAUGUUUUGCUUCUUAAAGGAUCAUUAAAAUAUUUUGAUAUAAGAUCUCUGUUUUUGUUGGUGGCUGCAUGAGUUGGCAGUGAACAUUUUCAAUUAAGAACUUGAUCCUGUAAAUACUGACAUUUGUCUAAUGCAAAAAGUGAUGAGAAGAGCUACAAAGGAGUAAUUAAUUCAGAGCCAUGUCAUUCUUAGCUUGUCCAAGGCUUCACAGAUGAUAAAAUCCCUCAGGUUAGAGAUAGUCAAGUGGUUUAUGGGCUUUCAUUUUGUGGGCAAUAGGUAAUGCUGUGGAUUUAAUGGGCUUUCCUUUUGUGAGCAAUAAAUGAUGCUGUGGGUUUAAUAGGAUCAUUCAUGUGAGUGAUGUUAAUUUUGGGAACACAUGUAUGAAGGACCAGAGCUGUACAGUUAUUUAUAAACCACUCUUCUUGCUUGUGUUCCUGUCUAAGGUCCAGUUCAGCUCCAAAUGAGGACAAUGAACUAGGUUUUAUGCUACAACCCCCAGAGUCCUGGUAGGGCAUGACUUUGCACAUAUUCCUGCCAUCCCAACUGUGUGUCUUGGCUGAUACAUGAGAUGGAAUUUUCAUUAGAAAGAUGAUAGGUACCAAACCUUUAAUUUCUUCUAUUUCUUUUCACCUAGUAUAGCUCUUAUCAAUAUGCAACUACAGAUAAGGAAACUGCAGUAAGCAUUAUUAGAAGAAUGUUCCUCUUACAAUCAACCCCAAACUCUUCUAUACCGGGGCAUAUGAGAAAAGUGACUACACUCACUUAAUUUAUAACCUAUGAAGUUCUUGAGCUUUCAGUUUUCCAUAUGGUCCAAGGAUACAUGUGGAGCAACAUUCUGCAACGAAAGAAAGUGAAUCACAUUAACAUUUGCAGGAGCUGUGACAAGCAGUUGUGCCCUAGCUAUGGCUGCUUGUAUGUUACUGCUUAUAUGCUUGUAUGUUCUACUGCAGGAAAAAGAAAAACAACAACCAACCAAGCAAACAAAAAAUUGUAAUAACCAGAUUCUGUUAAAAGAAGAGUUUCACUGACUUUUUUUGAGUAUCCUUUGAAUGCUCAGUUCAAAGAUAGUGUCCUUCUCCUCCUUUUACAGCCAGAUACUUUCAGGUAUUUUAUUUACUAAAACUCCUUUUGCUAGUGCAGCAUUAAAUUCCAAAUAAACUGAUUUAAAGAGCUUUCAGUAUUCCACUCCUUGAGGAUUAUAUCUGCAAAAUUAUUCCCACUUAAAUGAAUUGAACUUUAUAAAAUAAGGUUCAAAAAGACCUUUUGAAUUGAUAGUUCAUAAGAGCAUUACUUUAGUGUUGUAAUAUUUGAAAGCUUACCUUGCAGCAGUUUUAUAAUCACGUAAACACUCCCAAAAGUAUUAGAAUCAAUCAUUAUGGUUACAGGUCUGUUGGUUGAGACACAUUCAACAUCUGGAUCCAUUUCCAUGAUAAUGAUAUCAUAAUGAUAUCAGAAGCCUGUACUACUCCUACUCCAGCAGAAGUGUCCAUAAAUCCUGGUUGCAAAUAUCAGCAGUAAAGUCAAUUUCCAAAAAUAAGGGGUUUUAAAAAAUAUAUAGUGCUUUGGGGCAUUAACUGAUGGCACUAAUACACGUGUGAACCUCUGAAUGUCAGUAGGGCUUUUAACAGAAACAAAAUAGCAGAACUGAGUCGAUGGGUCCAUCUGCAUUACCAGCUGGUGACUGAAAGAGGCAAGCACAAUAGUUUGAUUCACUCUGAUCUGUUCUGGUUCCAGCACCACACAUCCACAUUUUUUCUUCACCAGUAGUAAGAUUUUUGUCAUUUUCUGGCCACAGGCACCUGCUACUUAUGUGUAGAGAGCUGGCUGCUGCAAGAACCUGUAUCCACGUUAUGAGUGUUAUGGAUGGUUGCCUACUGCAACAUCCUAGUUAUAGAUCAGAGACAAAUUUGUUCCCAGAAGAGCUCCUCCUAUGCCAUACAUCACUCACAUGGACUGCCCCUGAGUGUUUGUAGCUGGAAGCUGUGCAAAGUGAUGUAGUUGUCCUUUGGGUGAUGCAAACAGCCCAGGUUGAGAAAAAAUAUGCCAUAUUUCAAAGGCACACCUGUGUUCAGGUAAGGACCGUAGCUUAUUCCAGCGCAGUGGGAUGAUCUUGGCUGUGUAGCAGCUACAUGGUUUGUCUUGGGGAAAAUUCAUACAUCUUUUAGAGGUUCUUGCAUCUGUUGUGUCCAGAACAGUUUCAAGUGGUGGAUCAAGGGUUGGACUUGAUGAUCUCAGAGGUCCCUUCCAACACAACUGAUUCUAUGAUUCUAAGUGCUCCAUGUGUACGUAGAGAUAAUGCAAAGAGCAUCAUUUAUUGCUCAGGCUAAAUUCAGUUAAAUACUUGGCAUGAGUAAAGGGACAAAACUUGCUUGUGUGAAGUUGAAGAUGGGGAGAGGAGAAAGUGAAAUUUAUUUGCAGCAGAGACACUUGUUAGUUAGCACCAUAUUGCAUUAUCUCAGUGAAUAAAUCUAAAUAGUGUACCAUGACCCACCAUGAAGAGCUGUUACUGUGUGCCUGGACUAUUUCUGUGCAGCUAUGUUAUUUAAAACACACAUGUACUGGUAACUGGAAAGAUUAUUGGAAUACAUUUUAAGAGAGGUUUAACCAAACAGAAGAAAGUUAUUCUAGCUUCCUUGAUGAGGAAAGAUCUUAACUGAAGAAAUGUGAUGUAGCACUCAAAUGAGAGCAAAUGGAAAGCUCUGUAGCAUGGACAGACACUUUGACUUUUUAGCACUGUUUCCACAGAGUUUAAACUUGCCGUUGACCUGAAGACCUGAUCUUUCAUGCUCUCAAAGCCCUCAGUGAUUUGUGUGGAGCAUAGGACUGAUAAGAAGUGCAUGGAGGAAUUGUUAGCCUUUCUUACCCUGUUCUACAGAAUGCUCUUAACUCCUUCUAGAAUAAAAAUAUGCCCUGUUGGGCUUUAGAUUAAGAACCUCAGGCCUUGCUCCAGACAUGAAGUUAUUAUGAGAUAUUAGUUGCAUCCACUUUUCUCUACAAGAGUGCAGACCUUGUACUCAGCUUUAUUAUAGCUACUGGUGCUGUGUGCUUGGUGGCUGGGUUGUGUUAAUUUGUGCACAGACUGGAAAGCUAAUAGUGGCAUUUCUGUGUGACAGGGUAGAGUUAGAUUGAUCAAGACUUGCUAAAGUACACUCACUGUGGGAAAUUAUGUUUUCCUGGGUAGCUGAAUAAAUUAUCUCUCAUUUAUUUUACAUCUGUGCCAGGUUAAUGUUGAAUAAAUGGGUUUUGUAUCUGGCUCAGAAUGCUUAUGACACUUUUGCAAGACUGAGCCAACUACAGUUUUGAUUAAGGAUUCUUGUCUAAAAGUUAGGAAGGACCUUUCAGUUCCCUCUAUUUCACAUGAGGAAUAUUCAUUUUUAGGGUUUGUGGGCCUCCACUGCUGUCACAUGCUGUGGAAUGAAUAUUGAGAUUAAAUGGUUUUCUAAAUAUAGAGACACUGACAACAUGCUAAUAGUUCCAUUGUACCUCUACAGAGGCUGACAGUGUCCUUGCACAUGACUGCAUCACAGCAUUAUUACAUUAAAGCCUGAUUGGCUGCUUUUAUUCCUUCUUCUCCCCUUAAUCUCUAAUGUUGCAUCUUCCUUUAGGAUCCAGUGCUGCCUUGAGUUGGUUUCUUGUCUUUCCCCAUGGAGUACUAUUUAGUCCUGUGUAGUGUCUGUUAGGGAAUUUGUGUGAUUAUGAAUCAAAUGCUGCUAUGCUUGCAGCAUAGUAAAACAUACUUUAAGUGACUUGGUUUACACUUCAAGGAAGGCAGCUUGGUGGGAUAUUCAUGUUGCCUAACUGGAGGUGCUAAAUUUGGUCUGUAGCUGCAUGGUGACUUAAACUGUAAUGCCUGGCUACACAGUCCAGUUCUCAUUCUUGUGCUGCACCCCUUCCUUUGUGCUGUCUCUGGCUCUUGCCUGAUCCUACACUCAGCUGUUGUGGCACACUGAGAUGGCAAAACCCUAACAUGGUAACAGAAAGAGAAAAUUUGUUCAUGCUAAGAGAGCCAGAGGAAUUCAGACUCAAAAGAAAGGAAGAGAUGAGACCAUGCAGGUGGGAUCAUAGGAACACAACAGGGGCCAUUUGUUAUCUGACAGCUGUUGGGCAGGUCCAGUGGUUCCCUGAGUGCAGAAGUAAAAACCUCUGGGGAUCUUCCUGGUCAGAAGGGAGAGAUGGGCUCUUGCAAGGGGGGAUCGCAGCAUGACAGCUGUUCUGGUGGGCAGGAGCCCGUCUCUCCCUGUGGUGCCAAAAGAUGAUGAAGGUACCUACACUAAGAACUCUAGGUGUUUACACUGCUUGAUUAUUGCUCCCCCUUCUCUCUUUACAAUUACAGUCAUUUUAACAAGCUGUUCACCACAAAAAGAUUCAGAAAUGAUAAGUAUAAAAAAUUCUCAGUUCACUGAUGGUAAACUUAUAUAAACUUGCUUAUUAUUCAGCAUGCCUUUGCUAUCAAUCACUUCUAAUCCUAGCAUCUCAAACAGCAUCUGCAGAGAACAGAGCUGCAUGAGGUCUAGAGGGUUUGAGACCAGUUACUCUCACUUUGAUUUUCUUUCCUUUGUACAGUAGUGAGAUGACUGACCUUAGCACCAUGCUUGAAACAAGAUGAAAUUCUCUGUCCUGUGUGAUUUGAGAAAGGGAACUAAAUUAUCUAGGUGACCUAGAACGCUCUGUGGAUCCCAAAAUUAGUAGCAAAAUAUUCCUGCUGUUAUGUAUUAUUUGAUUUUGUUCAGCGCAAGUAUCUGGAUAAGUUAAUUGGUCUGGGUUAAUUGAUCAUGUACACCUUGAGCCUGCACAGACUCUGUGAUGGAGCUACAGCCUGACAUAGCAAUCUUUUUUUGUCCUGUCACUUGCUGACCUGGGACAAAUCUGUGGAGGGAGAUCCUGAAUAUCCAUGCAGCAGCUUCUCCAGGGACUCUCAGGUGCACAAAGCACACAUCCACUUGUGUACAGGAGUCUGUGUGAGAUCAAGCCCAAGGAAUAUUCUCUGGAGUGCUUUAUUCUGAAACAACUCAAUGUAAAAUAGCUGAUAGCUGCUUGUUGCACACUCUGGAGCAGCAGACUUCUUGCACAUGAGCCUUUUCAUUAAUGUAUCUUAGUCUGAAAUAUUCAAAGCCAGGUAAUCCUUCCUCUUGUGGUACUUCAGCAGCUGGUUUCUUUAAUCUCUAGGUCUGCUAGCCAGCAACACUGACAAGGGGAUGGGUAUUUACCAUAGAAACCCAACUCUCUUUAUUUGGAAUUCUGUCAUUUUAAGCAAGAAAAUUAUCCUUCUCUGAGUUUCAAAGGCUGCUGAUCUCUCAGGGUAGCAUGGGGAAAUCCAUUAGGUUUUCCAGCUACAGCAUACAACAAGUGUGCAGAUUUAUAUUUAUUAAGCUUUGUUCCAGAUUUUCAUAAAGUGUUUCUUAAUUGGCUCAAAAUUAUCAUUAUGAUCAAGUAGAGCAUGAAACACUCUGCAGCAUGCCACUAAACAAAGGAACUAUUGAUAUUAUUUAGUGGUCUUCUUUCAUAAAUGCGCAUUUCACAGUACCUUCCUAUUCUGGGAAUGCCAGCUCACCAAGGGAAUGACCCCAGGUUACUGGGUGAUCGUGCACUGGUCCAGCUGCAGUAGCAGCCUGUGAGUAUGCUCUUGGUGUCAAGCAAAUUCCAGCAAUGCAAGAGCUUAACGUGGUAGGAGUACACCAGCUUGAGUUUCCUAUAGACCAGGGAGUAAAUGUAGUACUGUGGUGUGUGAUAAUUGAGCUCACGUCAUUCUGUGCACAAACAAUAACUGCCCUUUUGUAGCAGGUGUUGGCAAAUACUAGUUUAAGGAUGAAAAGAGUCUGGCUGUGCAAUACAAGAAGGAGUGGGAUCCUCGUGUUGCAAUCAAAUGAACAGUCAAGUCUGUCUCUUGCUAAAUCCUGAUGUACCUUCAGCAAUACAUCAGUGUUUGUUGCUACACCUAGUACUGCUGUGUCUCAUCUUUUUUCAUCCCUUUUCUCCAGUGAGGGAGAAAACUCACAAUGCAUGAUGGAAGUAUUUAAUGAUCCCACCAUGUGUUCAUGGUAUCAAGGCAAGAGCCCAUCAGAAUGAAUCAUGCUAAUGGUGGUGACAGGAUAGCCUACUCUAAGACAAUAUUGCUGGUUUUAAAUUCCUCACUAUUCACUUUAGUCCCUGACAAGAGGAGAUUCUUCACAGCAAGUCUGUAGUUCAACAACCUGCUAGGCUUCUCAGCUCUUGAAUUGGCUGUGAUGUUUCCCUAGAAACACCUCCUCCUUGGUGUACUUAUUGUCAGUGCUUACAAUGCAAACCCAUUCCUAAAUUCUUGUGACACUGAAGUAUAACAACUAACAUUUCUGCAUGUUUUAUAUGCACAUUUUAUAUAGUAGCUUCAUAUGUAUUCUUCAUGUUAAUAUUCUUGAUAUUCUUUUCUUUGAGUGCCUAAUUAAAAUUAUUUUAAAUAUUCAUUAUAUUUUAUGCCACCAGAGUAAAGUGUGUGGGAAGUUACAUAAUGUCACCUAAAAAACGGUGAUGCAAGCCAAAAUAAUUUUAAGGGUAUCUGACUGAUUUCUGGAGGAGUAUUUUCACUAGUCAUUUGGACACUUGCUUCUUAGGUCUACCUUUCUAAGAUGGGUCUAAGAGGCCACCUCUGCUUCUAAUUUAGUUCAAGAUCUGCAAGUGAGAAGACAGGUGAAUGGAGAGGUCCUGCACAGGGCUGCUCCUAAGGGAUGGCAAAUGUGUGGUUUUUCUUUUCAGAGACUGUUCCAUGUGUUAAAAUGUAAUUCCAUAAAGUUGUCAUGAUAGCUUUUGCCCAGAAGUUUUAUUGUCUCUUAAAAUGUGUAUUGUUUGCAUUCAUUUUAGCUCCAUUCUUUUCAGUGCAAUUAUCAAAGCAGAGCUUAUUCCCCAUGGAGCUGGUACAACUGUGCUCCUCCACAUGCUCCAAGCUCUGUGUGAAGCUGCUAGUGUAGGCUCUGCUACUGCUGUUCCAAAAAGGUUCCUCAAAUUCUCUCAAUGCUGAACUUAAUUUAUGUUUUCAGAUGUGAACUUGAUAUUGUCCGAGUAGAAUGUGUGCAGCGUAAUAUAGAAAUGUCUCUGCACAGGGUUUAGGAGGAGGCAGGAGCCCCUCAGCUGUGUGUGUGCUUUUAUUACAGAAAACCAAGAUAAAGUUGUAUUGUUGAGUCAUCUGUUACAGCUCAUUUAAUUUGUACUUUGUUUUCAUGUUUUAAGUGCCUGAUGAUUUUUUGUCAAGGAGUCAAUGGUUUCACUGUUAUAACGCAUACUUAGAAUUCUGUACUUGUUACCUAUUCUGUAAUAGAAUAUUUUUGCAAUUUCUGUUUGGAAAUAAAGACUUAUUAGGCAUAA